This is a messenger RNA of Amborella trichopoda, 2200 nucleotides long. RefSeq lists its product as uncharacterized. NCBI's taxonomy places the organism in Eukaryota, Viridiplantae, Streptophyta, Magnoliopsida, Amborellales, Amborellaceae. Gene Ontology annotation, molecular function: nucleoside diphosphate kinase activity. The record is from RefSeq and is a predicted model, not a curated record. Gene Ontology annotation, biological process: UTP biosynthetic process; CTP biosynthetic process; GTP biosynthetic process.
GAGCAUAAUAAUAUAUGUGCGUUUCAUAACUGGUCCUUGUCUGUAGUCCAAGUGUACGAAGCGGAAGCGUGAGAGAGAGAAUAUGGAAACCCUAAACCUCACCUGCUAUUCUUCUCCAACCUGUUUCUCUCUCCUAAAAAACCAGGCUAGACGCCAUUCCCUAGCCCCUGUUUUUUCUUCUUCUCUCUAUCCGUCUCUGGUUCUCUCGUGUUCUCUCUCUAGAAAGGGGAAUUUUUUGGAACCGGCGAGGAAGCAUGCGAGCAGGAGCGGCAGCAGGGGCCGCAGCGCCAAUGUCUUUCUCCCCCACCUUGUUGCUUCUAUGGAAAGAGUGGAACAGACAUACAUUAUGGUGAAACCCGAUGGUGUUCAACGAGGUUUGGUUGGGGAGAUAAUCUCUCGUUUUGAGAAGAAGGGAUUUUUGUUGAAAGGAUUGAAGCUCUUCCAAUGCCCUGAAGAACUGGCAAAGGAACACUAUAGGGAUCUUCAGUCCAAGUCUUUCUUUCCAAAAUUGAUCCAGUAUGUAACAUCCGGUCCUGUAGUGUGCAUGGCUUGGGAAGGUGUAGGGGUUGUUGCAUCUGCCCGUAAGCUCAUCGGGGCAACAAAUCCUUUGGAAGCCCAACCUGGUACCAUCAGAGGAGACCUUGCUAUCCAAACUGGAAGGAAUGUUAUCCAUGGAAGUGACAGUCCUGAGAACGGUCAGCGUGAAAUAGCGUUGUGGUUUAAAGAAGAUGAAAUUUAUCAAUGGACACAAGCAGAUGCCCCUUGGCUGAUGGAGUAAUUUUGCCCUCUCUUGAACCAUAAGGUGGUGCAAUUGAUGAGUUUUCAUGCAGUCAACGAGGUUAGGCAAUGCCCUUCGCCGUUGUGUGCAUGGCUUUGAUUAAGUUAUGGUAUAAAAUCCUUGAGCAUGCCUAGAGCAAUUUUAAGAUUAAUAAUAACAAAAUGGCUAGUUUAUCAAAGUUUGAAGUUAGAAGAAUUGCCCAUUUUGGUACACACUCUCUUGUGUCUUUUUCCAUACCUAUUUGCUCUCUCUAGUUCUUGACCUAUCGACUCCUUGGACAAAUUGAUCGUGUUGUUGUUUAUUGGUUUUGAACCAAUUUAUAUAGCUCCCUGGAAAAAUUUGAUGCCACAAGUAAUUUCUCGUGCAAAUAUAGGGGGUGUGGUUUUCAUAAGGUAACCUUACUUCUGGAACCUUGUAGGAGUGAGGUCACGAUGUUCUACACCAUGUAAUUGGAUGGUGUAGAUUUGAGACUUCUUUUAAGACAAUGUCAUAAAGUGACAAGUUUUUUAAGAUAGUAUAAGAUCUACACCGUCCAAAGAACCUAUAUGAACUUUUUCCAAAAAUAGAUCAGUAAUAGAGUUCAAUACUUCAGUCAAUGUCAUCUCCAGUAAAUUUCGCCCCUUAAUCACCAAUUGAAAGAACUGUGAUUAUUUACAAAGCUUGAUACGUUGAAAAAUAUGACCAUUAUUGUUGCUUAAUUAGCGCUUUCCUUAUGUCACUAGUCGGCUCAGUUCCCUUUUGCACAGCUUCUUAUAGCACUAGUCGGCUUAGUUCCCUUUUGCAUAGCCAUAAUUGCAACAUUUAUUUGGCCUUUUUCAUUUCAGUUACAUUUUUUUUUGGGAUUGUUUACAAAGAAACCAUUUAUCUUUAUUACAAGGAGGUCACAAUUAUUCUUACUCAUUAGGUAACAAAUUGGUUUGGAUUGAGAUGAGUCACGAAAGUCUUAAAAAAUUUUUUUUGGAACUUUGUGUCUAUUCAUUGACACUUUUACAAUCACGAAAUUUGAAAUUUAAGGGACGAGUGGUUGUGACCUUUUAUAAAAGGUCAAUGGUUUCUUACAUUUCCUUUUUCUUCUGUUAGUAUGGGUUUUACUUUGGAACUCCUUGUUAUUCCCACUGAUGGCUCAGUACUUUCUACCUUGGACAAAGAAACGAUGAGGACCAAAAUGCGCUGGAAGCCUCGGCAUAUAAUUAUGAAUCGAGAAAGAAAGGUGAGAUUAAUGUUUGUUUCAUGGAAAUGCAUGGAUCAAAAGGCUUAUUGGGAUGCUUGUAAUUUUUUGUAUGUCUAGAUUUUGUCAUCAGGAUUUGGUGGCCCAUUGAAACCUGUACUUUUCCAUUUCCUCAAUUUUGAUGUUCUAAAUUUUAAGAAAUCUUCAAUACAAUCCAACUAUUCGGUAUCAGCAUAAGUGAACAGUCCCAAAUA